UGUUUCCCUAUCGCACGUGUGUAGUGAGCGUUUGGCAGCACUUUCCAACAUGGCUGCCUGCAGUGUGGAAGCGCUGUUAGCCAAAGCUGAGCAAGAAGAUGCCGAAAAACUGAAAAGCAUCUCCGUCCUGAAGGAGCUGGACCUGGAGUUUGACAUCGGGAACCUGCUGGCGUCCGACAAGAACCGCAUCGAACCUCGAGACUUCAGAGAUCAGAAGAAAGAUGAGUUUCUGCUGGCACUAGCUCGUGACAACACGCAGCUACUUAUCAACGAGGUCUGGAAACAACCCACGGAGAGGGUCCAGGAGGCGAUCGUGGCCAAACUACCAGACCCCACAACCCCUUUGCCCAGAGAGAAACCCCCUCCGAAGCCCAGAGCUCCCACCAAAUGGGAAGAGUUUGCCAAGCUGAAGGGGAUACAGAAGAAGAAGAAGACUAACCUGGUGUGGGAUGAAACUGCGAAGGAGUGGAGGAGACGCUGGGGCUACAAGAGGGUCAAUGAUGGCACCAAGGAGUGGCUGAUCGAGGUACCCGAGACCGCAGACCCAAACGAGGACCAGUUCGCCAAACGCACCACAGCCAAGAAUGAGAGAGUGGCGAAAAACGAGUUCAACAGGCUGAAGAACAUCGCCAGGGCGCAGAAAGUCAAAGUACCUGGUGUAGGACUGGCCACUAAAACUCAGCAGUCCAAAGAUGAGCUGUCAAGAGCUGUGAGUGUGGCCAGAACCUCCACAGCAUCUGCAGGGAGGUUUCAGGACACCCUGCCCAAAGAGAAACCCCUCAGGAACCAGGGCAAGAAAAGAAAGUUUGACCCUCUCAUUGGAGAUUUCUCUAACGAGAGGAACAAACAGCUGGAGCUGCUGAAGACUCUGGGCAGCAAGAAGCCCAAGCUGGACAUUACCAAGGCUGUGAACAAGCAGAUGAGAGAGGAGGACAGAGAGGAGGCCGCAGCCAAAUACAAGAAGGGAGCAGGGAAGAAAGGACGCAAAGGAAACAUGUCAGGAGGCAAAGGCAAAGGGAAGGGAGGGAAGGGAGGGAAGGGGAAAGGGGCUAGAGCUGGUGGUGGAGGAGGAGGAGGAGGAGGAGGAGGGAAUAAGAGGAGAGGUAAACCUGGGAAGCGCUGAGGACUGAGCCUUGGCAUCAGAAACAUUGGACUGGACUUGAGUGAUGGAAUAUAAAAUAACUGGGGUGUUAUGUUUGGACUGUGCUUUUUCAAUGUGCCUGAAAUCUGUCCACACAUCUGUAAAUAUCUGUCCCCGUACUGAUGGAAGCAGAGCGAUCUGUAAUGUUUUAUUAAUGAUACAUACUUAUACAUAAAUAAAAUAUGUGAUUGUUUA
This is a messenger RNA of Notolabrus celidotus (New Zealand spotty), 1336 nucleotides long. RefSeq names its product ribosome biogenesis regulator 1 homolog (gene rrs1). The transcript has a single exon. Gene Ontology annotation, cellular component: preribosome, large subunit precursor; nucleus; nucleolus. Gene Ontology annotation, molecular function: protein binding. Gene Ontology annotation, biological process: endonucleolytic cleavage in ITS1 to separate SSU-rRNA from 5.8S rRNA and LSU-rRNA from tricistronic rRNA transcript (SSU-rRNA, 5.8S rRNA, LSU-rRNA); ribosome biogenesis; ribosomal large subunit export from nucleus. The record is from RefSeq and is a predicted model, not a curated record. Lineage: Eukaryota; Metazoa; Chordata; Actinopteri; Labriformes; Labridae. The coding region runs from base 50 to 1123 and encodes 357 amino acids.